CUGAGUUCUAGGGUUUUAUUGUAGGACAGGGAAGGGAAGGAGGGCGUGAGAGUAAAGCAUGUGAGGGACAUAGCAUUUACUGCUAGCAGUAGCCUCCGGGCCGCAUGGCUUCCAAGCGAUUCCUCUUCCUCGCCGCCUUCUCUUUCUUCCUUCUUACGUCAUUGUGGCCUGGCGGAGCGCCGGAUCUGGCGGCCGACGGCGCCGCUCUGCUUGCCCUCCGCGCCGCAGUCGGCCGCUCCGUCCUUACAUGGAACGCGUCGCGCUCCCCUUGCACGUGGCAGGGCGUCGAGUGCGGCUCCGGCCGCGUCACGGCACUACGGCUGCCCGGCGUCGGCCUCAUCGGCCCCAUCCCGGUCGCCGCUGUCCGAAACCUCUCAGCUCUCCGCACCCUUAGCCUCCGCUACAAUGCGCUCUCUGGCGUCCUACCGUUCGACCUCCCCGGACUCCCUGAGCUCCGCAAUCUCUACCUGCAGCAUAAUCGGUUCUCCGGUAAUAUCCCUCCUGCUCUCGGCUCGGUCAGGAACCUCAUCCGGUUCAACCUCGCCGGCAACCAGCUUUCGGGAGAAAUCCCGCAAGAACUCAACAACCUUACUCGGCUUCGAACCCUUUACUUAGAGAACAACCGGCUCAGUGGAAGCAUUCCUCCUCUCGACCUACCCAACCUCUCACAGUUCAAUGUGUCGUUCAAUCCGCUGAAAGCAACAAUUCCCUCAAGGUUUCGCACGUUUCCUUCGAGCGCAUUCUUGUCCACAGGGCUCUGCGGAAGACCGCUUCAGCCGUGUCUAAGCGAUAUUCCUCCAUCCGCUGCCCUCGGUGCUGCUGGGCGUGAUAAUGGUGGCGGGGCUGGAAAGGGAAAGAACAAGCUUUCGGGAGGCGCCAUCGCUGGGAUCGCAAUCGGGUCUGCGGCCUUCAUCCUGAUUCUCCUCAUAUUGUUGAUACUACUCUGCCGUAGGAGUGGCAAGAACAGGACGAGUUCGCUGGAGGCGGUUGAGACGAGGGUAAAGCAGCCAGAGGAGGCCGUAUCAGCGUCAGAACAGGACAACCAAGUCGGAGGGAGCAGCCAGGCAAACAUUCGACCGGCACCAACUGCGGCAAUUGCAGGGGGGAAAAAGCUGGUCUUCUUCAGCGGUGCUAGGGCAACAUUCGAUCUAGAGGAUUUGCUGAGGGCAUCGGCAGAGGUGCUGGGAAAGGGGACGUUUGGGACGACAUACAAGGCGGUGCUGGAGAUGGGGAUAACAGUGGCGGUGAAGAGGCUAAAAGAUGUGACUUUGACAGAGGAGGACUUCCGUGAGAAGGUGGAGGUCAUUGGGGCGAUCGACCACCCCAACUUAGUGCCGCUACGGGCGUACUACUACAGCAAGGAUGAGAAGCUACUGGUGUAUGAUUAUAUGCCCCUGGGAAGCCUAUCAGCUCUCUUGCAUGGUUACAGGGUAUCUGGCAGAACACCUCUCAGCUGGGAGACAAGAACCGGUAUUGCCCUUGCAGCAGCCUAUGGCAUUGAAUACAUUCAAUCAACUGGAUCUUCUACUUCGCAUGGCAAUAUUAAGUCCUCCAAUGUCCUGCUCACCAAGUCCUUUGAAGCCCAUGUGUCCGACCAUGGCCUCGCUCUUCUUGCAGGUCCAUCAUCCUCUUCUACCCGCAUUGUGGGUUACCGUGCGCCAGAGGUCACUGAUGCUCGCAUGAUUUCUCAAAAGGCCGAUGUGUACAGCUUUGGCGUGCUACUAAUGGAGCUGCUCUCAGGGAAGGCCCCUGCCCAAGCCCUCAAUGACGAAGGCAUUGAUCUCCCAAGGUGGGUCCAGUCAAUUGUGCCUGAGGAGUGGGCAACUGAGGUGUUUGAUCCUGAGCUGCUGAGGUACCAAACCCUGGAGGAGGAUAUGGUGCAGUUUCUUCAGCUUGCUGUGGACUGCACUGCUCAACAUCCUGAUAAACGACCUUCAAUGACUGAGGUUGUUACCCGCAUGAAGGUAAUUCAGACAUCAAGACUUAAAUCCUAAGCCGAGAGCAACAUAACAGCAACAACAGCAUAGAAGUUAGCAGUGACUAAUAAUCAAGGAGGGAUGAUCCUCAAAAGACUGAAUCCUAGGUCUUUUCUAUGAACAUGAAACAUGAAAUGUGGCCUAGAUGCUGUUCUAGUUUUUUAUUCCAGUGAGCUUAAGAUGAAGUUAUUUUUCUUUACUUCGUGUGAUUAGGCAGAAUGUUCCUGAUUUUCUCUCUAUCUGCUUCUAUCAACACGCUCUUAGAUUGUGAUGAUGUUGGAAUGCUGAUUCAUGUAAUUAUUCCCGAUUCCUUUUGUUAUUUGGGGUCUUUUGGUUUGGCUUCAUAUGCUAGGAGUGCUCCUAGUCAGUUAUUUUACUGAAAUGCCUCCUGUUAUAUCGUUCCACUGUGGCUUUGACAAAUUAUAUUAUAUGCAUCGUUAAUCAGCUUACUUCA
Molecule: messenger RNA, 2430 nt
Organism: Zingiber officinale
Lineage: Eukaryota; Viridiplantae; Streptophyta; Magnoliopsida; Zingiberales; Zingiberaceae
Product: probable inactive receptor kinase At1g48480
Exons: 2
Coding region: 105-1994 (629 amino acids)
Biological process (GO): protein phosphorylation
Molecular function (GO): protein binding; protein kinase activity; ATP binding
Source: RefSeq, a predicted model, not a curated record